CGGCCUCCUGAGUCCCGCAGUGAUGGGGUCGGGUGGGACCCCUUGCUGGGCCCCGCAGCGGGUGCUCCUGUCUCAGGAUUAAUGUGGAGCCUAGGCCAUGGUGCAGUCGGCUCCCACCCCAGCCAUGGACGAGGUCACCUUUAGAAGCGACACUGUGCUGUCAGACGUCCACCUCUAUACCCCGAACCACAGACACCUCAUGGUGCGGCUGAACAGCGUGGGGCAACCCGUUUUCCUGUCCCAGUUCAAGCUUCUGUGGAGCCGAGACUCUUGGACAGACUCAGGGGCUGAGGGUGGUGAUCACCAAGACGCUCACACAGAGGAGCCUCCUCCUGCCGGGACAGGCAGCACAGGGUCCCCUCUGGGAGGUGGCCACAGGCAUGAGGGUUUCUCCCUCCAGGCCGGGGCUGACACCACUGGCCAGGAAGGGGCAGGAGCUCAGCUGGACGAGGACGGGGAUUUGGACGUAGUGAGAAGACCGUGGGCCACCUCUGAUCUCCACCCAGCGGGGCCUCCGAGAGACAAGGUACAUCCCAUGAUUCUAGCACAGGAAGAAGAGGACAACAUGGGAGACGAGGCACACGAGGACAGCCCCCACAGUAUCAUCAAAAUAGAGCACACCAUGGCCACCCCCUUGGAGGAUGUUGGCAAGCAGGUGUGGCGGGGCGCCCUGCUCCUGGCGGACUAUAUCCUGUUCCAACGGGACCUCUUCCAAGGGUGCACCGUGCUGGAGCUUGGGGCGGGCACGGGGCUUGUUAGCAUCGUUGCAGCCACCAUGGCACGGACCGUUUAUUGUACAGAUGUCGGUGCAGAUCUCUUGGCCAUGUGCCAGCGGAACAUUACCCUCAACAGCCACCUGGUUGCCACUGCAGGUGGUAUAAUAAAGGUCAAGGAACUGGACUGGCUGAAGGAUGACUUUUGCACAGAUCCCGAGGUCCCCUUCAGUUGGUCAGAAGAGGAAAUCUCUGACUUGUACGAUCACACCACCAUACUGUUUGCAGCCGAAGUGUUUUACGACGACGACUUGACCGAUGCUGUGUUCAGAACUCUCUCCCGACUCGCCCACAGAUUCAAGAACGCCUGCACGGCCAUCCUGUCGGUGGAGAAGAGGUGA
Molecule: messenger RNA, 1114 nt
Organism: Propithecus coquereli (Coquerel's sifaka)
Lineage: Eukaryota; Metazoa; Chordata; Mammalia; Primates; Indriidae
Gene: METTL22
Product: methyltransferase like 22
Exons: 9
Coding region: 98-1114 (338 amino acids)
Biological process (GO): protein methylation
Cellular component (GO): nucleus
Molecular function (GO): protein methyltransferase activity
Source: RefSeq, a predicted model, not a curated record